GGAGGGGGGUGGCGGCGGUGGUGUUCGUAGUGGUGGUGUUGGAGGGGGGGCGCGCACUGCAACCCCUCCUUCCCGAACACAAACCGAGGAGGCAUCUACCGGCGGAAGCGCGAUGGCCGACACCGACGACCAUCAACCGGAGAACGGCUUCGUGUCCCCCGAUAGCACGUCGUCGUCGUCGUCACCACCGGGUCCGCUGACGCGCAUCGACGGCGCGGUCUUGCCUUUCCUCGGCGGUUUCGGGAAGUACCAGAAACAGCUGAUCCUGCUCACAUGGAUCCCGGCGCUCUUUAUCGGAUUCAGCCAGCACUCGGACAAUUUCCUACUCGCCCAGCCCAACAACACCUGCAUCCAACCUUUGACGAACGCCACCGCUUCCACCACAACCACCAGCAGCGCGACCACGACCGCCAGCACGACUGCAGCCGGCGGCAACGUAACGUGGGCCCGCUCCUGGGCGUCGGGUGGCCCGCAGAACGCGAGCGGGCGGGCUGCAGGCGUCCACAAUGACACGGGCGAUGACACGCAGUGCAUGUGCAACGCAUGGACCUUUGAGAUGCACACCGGACUUGUCCAGAAUGUUGUCACUAAGUGGAGUCUGGUGUGCAACUCGUCAUGGAAAGUCCACAUUGCAAAAUUCUCACUCUUGGUGGGAUCCAUCUUCGGAUACCUGGUGUUCGGAAUCCUUGCGGACUGGUUUGGCCGUCACCCAGUGCUGAUCAUAUCUGUGCUCUUCAUGCUGGUGUUCGGCCUCACUGUGGCUUUUUCCGUCAACGUUCCCAUGUUCAGCACGCUGAGAUUCUUUGAAGGCUUCUGCUUGUCUGGCAUCACACUCUCACUCUACGUCCUCAGGAUCGAGCUGUGCCUGCCGGGUUGGCGCUUCUCCAUGACCAUGGUGGCCAGUUUUGUGAUGCUGGGCGGCCAGCUGCUGAUGCCGGGUGUGGCCUACCUGUGCCGUGACUGGCAGGUACUCCAGGCCGUCAUCAUCUGCCCCCUGCUGCUUAUGCUCUCCUACAUCUGGAUCUUCCCUGAGUCACUGCGUUGGCUGCUGGCCACGCAGCAGUACUGCCGCUCCAAGUGGAUCAUGGGACAUAUCGCCAAGAAGAACUGCGUCAAUAUGCAGCAGGAUCCCGACAACAUCCUCCCAGAAUUACAGAGAGCGCUUCAACGCAAGCCCAAAAAGACCUGCAUCGUGAAAAUGGCCCGAACGAGGAACCUGUGGAAGAAUAUUGUUGUGCUCUGCGUCAAUUCGCUAACAGGCUACGGGAUCCACCACUGCUUCGCCCGCAGCAUGAUGGACCCUGAGGCCCAGGAGACCACCAUGUUCCACGACUUCUACGCCGACUAUUACACCAUGGCGGGCAUCGCGGUGGCAUCCUGCCUGGCGCUGUGCCCGGCGGUGGGACUGAUGGGCCGGCGCGGCGGCCUCCUCACCUUCAUGAUCAUCACCGCGUUGGCGUCCUUGCUGCAGCUAGGCCUGCCCAACUUGCUGGGAAAGUACAGCACCCAUCUCAACAUAGAUAGCUCAAGCACACUGAAGAAGAACUUCUCCAUCGCCUUCUCAAUCAUCGGGAUGUUCUCCUCCCACGCCGUCAGCAACCUGAGCAUCUUCUUCUGUGCUGAGAUCACACCCACCGUCAUCAGGGGCGGCGGCCUGGGCCUGGUCCUGGCGAGCGCCGGGUUCGGCAUGCUGACGGCGCCCAUCAUGGAGCUGCACAACCAGAAGGGCUACUUCCUGCACCACAUCAUCUUCGCCUGCUGCACGCUCAUCUGCAUCAUCUGCAUCCUGCUCCUGCCCGAGACGCGCUACCACCCGCUGCCCGAGACGCUGGCCGACGGCGAGAGCUACACGCGCCAGCCCCUGCUGCCGCCGCGCAAGCCCGGCGAGCAACGCCUCCUGCUGGUGCCCUCCCAGAGCGCCCGAGAUUACACGCGCGUGCACGACACGCCGCUGCACGAGGCCGCCGCCGCCGGCGUCUCCAUCAUGGACUCUGCCGCCUCGUCCGCUGCCGAUUUGAACGCCCCCGACGAGGACGAUGGUGCCCGCACGGGACCGACGAAAGACGACACCAUCCACGCCAGCAAAGAGCACCUCCUGUCUUCCACGCCUGAGCCCUCGCACCCCCUGCUGUCGGAUGAGGAUAAGCCUUCAGAGGUUGUCCAUGCUUCUAUCGAGCCGCCGACUCGCGCCGUUGUCCUCCAAACGGACGACGCUCUGCAUCCGUCCCCUACGCUGGAAUCUCUUCCAGACCCGGUCUCCGAGGAGCCCCCGCCGGAAUCCCCCGACCAGCUGGACGAGGACCCUCCACCCAUGGAAUCGGGUCCACCGUCGCCAGAGGACACCGUACCCGUCCCCCAUUCCCCGUCACCCCCUCCCCCGGACAUUGUGUCCCCGUCACCCCCUUCCCCGGACAUGCCGUCCCAUUGCUCAGACAUCCACUUAGAAGUAGAGGAUGAAUCAAUGCCACCAUCCCCUCCGCCAGACCCCCCUUGCGGCGACGAUCUUUCUCCCCCACCUUCCCCUGUUCCAGACUCUGUUUUACCCUUGUCUGGCCACACGUCUCCUUCCCGAUUUCCUUCUCUGCCUCUUCUGCCCGCCGCUCCCCCCAUUACAGAACCGGCUGCCGCUGAGGCGACCACAUCGACUGAACAUCCUUCACGGGAUUCCUCAGACUCCGAUCACAGCACUUCAGGAGCAUCUCCCCCCUCUCUAAUGGUCUGUACAGUUUCCUCCCCCAUCGACUCUGGCGUGCUGUCAAUCAGCGCCAGCACAGAAAGCAACGCCCUCAACGGCGUGGCAUCGUCAUGAUGAUGAUGAUGCGGCAAACAAAUCCCCUCGCACUUAAAAAAAAAAAAAAAAAAAAGCCGUGCCAGCCUGGAGUUGGCGGGUCUUUAAAAACGAUCCCUUUCCUUUUCCUGCACAAGAGACCGUUUCAUGAUGGCAUUGUUUCCUUUUUUUUUUUUUUAUGUCACAGGAAAAAAGAAAAAAAAAAAAUCACCAGCCUAUAAACUCCAUUGAUGGACAAAUUAAAAAAAAAAAAAAAUCUCAAGCGUCAAUCAGAAGCAAGCGUCAGAACAUGAGGACAAAUGCUGCUGAGAAGUCCAUGUGAAUAAGUGUUUGUGCUUAGCACAUUUAGUAGGCCACGUUCUCAAAAAUAAUUUCCCCACCUUUAUCGAGCCCAUGCAGAAGACAAAAAUACAACACUGCCCUCCAUAAUUAUUGGAGCCCCUGUUUAACAUGUGUUCUUUAGCUUUAAAUAAAUUCGUUUUUUUUAACAAUACAAGACUAACAUUUAAAACAAGAGUAGAAUCCAACUUUGAACUCAAGUGCAUUUAUUCAGUGGGACAAAAACAUUACCACCUUAAAAAAUAAUUCUGUGUGCCACAAUUAUUAGAAAAUGUAAAUGACUAAACUUUGAAUUGUCUGCCGGUCCUUGUCAAAUUGCCCAGGACAGAAAGCUAAACAAUAAUUUUGGUAACUAUUCAAGCUGCUCAUUUGGGCCAUCAUAAACUGCUCGGAUAGAUUUUUUUUUUUUUAAGUGCACUGUGAGGAAGAAUAAGACUUGUUUUGGGCUCAGUCCCCAAGUAAACAAUCACAGGCAACGGCAAACCAGAAAACCAAAAUGAAAAUGUUCAAAUGGUGCCAAAAAUGAGUAUUGCAUGUUUUGGGGGCUUCUUUUUGUGCAGCCCCCUGCCAUAGACUGAAUGCGGACGGAUUGAAUUGGAUCAAUGGAGGCAAUGAGAAGAAGCUGCAUACAAAAGUGUCUUUUUUUUUUUUUUGGUUCAAAGCAAAAUGGCGUAAUCUUGUAGUGAUUUUGUCAGCGAGUGCAUAAUUGUGUGUGUGCGAGUGUAAACCAAAUGGAAAACUAUGAUUGACCUGAUAAAUGUACAAAGCUUCAUCUUGCAAUAUUGCUGACAUGACACACAAUAGUCAUCAGGCAAAAAGCAAUUUUAUUUUUUAAACAUCCACGCACAACUCAACUGCUUUCCAAGACUUGACUCUUCCGUCGAUACUUGAUCGUCUCGUUUACAACAGUGCUCCUAAAGCAAACCAAGCAUCAUUACUGUAAAAACUCCAAAGCCAGAAAGAUUUGUUUUGGGUUGUUUUGUUUUAAGAACAUGACUCAAGGUUGCCGCCCUCAUUCUAUUGCGUGGAAUUUGCCCUGGGAGGAACAGAACAGAAAGCGGCGCUCUCCGGAGACAAACUUGUGGUGCGUUCAUGAAAACACGAAAAAACAACAACCCACCAGGUACCUACCAACAACGUUCUUCCUCCAAAUGCACUGACAACAAGAUUGUGCUUGUUUUUUUUGUUUGUCUUUCCUUCCUCCCUCCCAUGCUUCCUUCCUACGCAAAUGAUGUAACGCAGCCUGAAUCCAAAUAGGAGCGUGCUUUUUGCUGUUGUCGCUUUUCAAGGUGGCAAUCCUCGAUGGACGAUCAAGUUGUGAAAUCUUCAUGCCAGUUGUCUGAUGCUGCUACACACCUGAAAGCACAAAUUCCCUGCAAUCAUGUGACAUCACAUUGAUGGAAUGGUAGAGGCACACUGAGAAGGAAGCAACAAAAAUGUAGGCCAAGUGUUUGACCUGCUAAAAAGUCAAACGUGACAAUAAAGGUAUGAGAAAGAAAAUAAGAAUAGAAAAUGGAUUGUUAUGAGAAACUACUCAUUGUACAGGAAAAAAAGGUGGCUUUUUCUUUUUGUUUGCUUUACCAGAAUUUUGCUUGUCUUUUGUUUUCCUUACUUUCAUUAAUAUGAAAUAACCCCUACAAAUAUCAGUAUGAGUUCAAUUAAUUUGAAUUGUAAUCAAAAUUCACUUUAUUUUCAUGGUUCUGUUCUGCAGUUUCCAUUCGUAUGUGGCCCGAAAACCGGUACAUAAGUUCAAUGAGAAGAAAAAAGGGAAAAAGGAGCUUUCUUUGCGCAAUUACUAAUGCAGACUUCCUUCCAUUUAGUGUGUGUGCGUCAGCAGCCAUUUUAAAAUAACAAACGACACGCUUGUGUCAAAUCUCAUCAAGCUUUUGCACGGUGCCGACUGAAGCGUCCGCAAUAUGACAAUUUAGCACCGGGGCGGAAGCAUUUGAGCGGACAUCCGAUCCAGUUAGAUCAUGUGGAGGACAAGUAGAACAGUGAAUGUAAAAAUGAAGGAUGAAGGCAAAACGUGUGAAAGGUGAUCAAGUGUUCAGGUUCGGCCUCCUUCCUCAAAGAAAGAGUUGAAUGAAUGUAAAAAAAAUAAAAAAAUUAAUGGAUUGUACUGUUUGAUUUCUGAAUGUUUGGUUAGACUUUGAGAAUUCUUACAUGCACUUGUAUAUAAGCCAUACCUGUUGUCAGAAUAAACCACUAUUUAUUGA
Molecule: messenger RNA, 5343 nt
Organism: Syngnathus typhle (broad-nosed pipefish)
Lineage: Eukaryota; Metazoa; Chordata; Actinopteri; Syngnathiformes; Syngnathidae
Gene: slc22a23a
Product: solute carrier family 22 member 23
Exons: 10
Coding region: 113-2809 (898 amino acids)
Biological process (GO): transmembrane transport
Cellular component (GO): membrane
Molecular function (GO): transmembrane transporter activity
Source: RefSeq, a predicted model, not a curated record